AUGAAGGCAGCACAUUCUACUUCGACAGCUGCUGCUGCUGCGGAAGCAGCACCGCAGCAGCAGCUACAGCAGCAGCAACAACGCCAGCAGCAGGCAAACCAGCAGCAGCAGCAGCAGCAGCAGCAGCAAGGGGAACAGCAAAACUCUAGCCAGCUUUCCCCCGAUCUAAACUCAAACUCAACAGGCAAGACAACAGCAACAACAGCUGCAGCAGCAGCAACAACAGCAGCAGCAGCAGCAGCUGCUGCUGUUGUGAAUGCUGGGGGAGACGCGAAGGAGGCGGCUCCUCCAGCUAACACCGUCCAGCAGCAGCAGCAGCAGCAGCCGCAGCAAGAGGGCACCCCUCUUGUACAGGAACUACGAAAGCAACAUCAGCCACAGCAUUCCGUGCUGCAAACAGCAGCAGCACAACUUUCACCACCACCGGCAUCGUCUGCUGAACCUGAGGCAGCAGCAGCAGCAGCAGCAGCAGCAGCAGCCGCGUGCGGCAGUGAGGCGACCGCCAGCAGCAGCAGCAGCCCCUCUGCUGCUGCUGCUGCGCAGCAGCCACUGGAAACGCAGUUGAAGCACUGCGAGGGUUCAGGGACAGCAGCAGCAGGUGCUGCAGCAGCAGCAGAUGCUGCUGCAGUUGCUGCUGCAGCUGCACCUGCUGCUGCAAGUGCAGCAGCACCUCAGCCGACUUUAUGCGUAGGCAGCCCCAAAGGGGGCGCAGAAGGAGCUCCGAGUCUUGCUGCUGCUGGUGCAGCAGCAGCAGCAGCAGCGCCGGCAUCAACACCUGCAGCAUUAGCAGGACAAUCCGUUGCUAAAUCAGAUAUGGGUGGGAGCAGCAGCAGCAGCAGCAGCAACAGCGCCCCUGCUGCAGCAGCAGUUGCGCCUUCAGCAGCAUUAGCAUCCCCAACAGCAGCAGCAGCAGCAGCAGGAUCGCCAGCAGCAGCUGCUGCUGCUCCUCCUCUGGUUUUGUCUGCUGCAGUGCAUGCAGUACAGUGCCAGUGCGGGGAGCUGCUCUUAGGAGAAGAAGAAUUGAACCUGCUGCAGCCUUUCUUGCUGCAGCGAUGCUGGCGGCUGGUGCCUUGCGGCGUGUCGGGUCGCCGCAGCAGCAGCAGCAGCAGCAGCAGCAGCAGCAGCAAGGGCUCUGCGCGCAGCAGAGCACGGCCGUCUAGACGCAUUGUACAAGAGUUAGAAGAGCUGCAAUCUGCAUGCAGCAACACAGGAUUAGAGGUGGGUAGCAAAAGACAGAAGAGAUUAACUACAAAGUAUGAAGACUUUGAGGGAGAAGGCCUCCGCAGCAGCAGAAAUGCUGCUGCUGCUGCUGAUGCUGCUGCUGCUGCUGGCGCACCCACACACUCCGGGGAAGGAUCGCUGCUCAGUCAGAGCACGCGCAGCAGACCCCGUCGCAACUGCAGCAGCAGCAGCAGCAGCAGCAGCAUGCAAGUGGAGGGUGUUGGGGGUGUGGGGCGCAGCAGCACGCGGCGCAGCAGCAGCAGACGGCCUAUGAACGGAGAAGACAGUCAGAGCGGAGAGAGUGAUGCGGGCUGGGGAGAAGACAGCAGCAGCAACAGCAACAGCAGCAGCAGCAGCACGUAUGGUAUGGGCGCCUCUUCACAGCAGCGUCUGCUGCGAAGCAGCCGUCCACGGGGCUCUUCUUCUUCCUCGUCCUCCAGCAGCAGCAGCAGCAGCAGCAGCAGCAGUAUUCAAUGGAGAGAGUGCUGCUUAGCUAUCCUUUUGCAUCUGAAAGCGCAGCGAGCUGCACACUGGUUUCUGCUUCCUGUAGACCCUGCAGCAGAUAACGUCCCCGACUAUUUAGAGGUUGUUCAACGCCCGAUGGAUCUGCAUGCAGUCGAACAGAAGCUGCUGCAGGGGGUGUAUACUCACCCUUUCCUGUGGCAGCAAGAUGUGCGGCAGGUUUUUUUUAAUGCCUUUUCUUAUCAUGCUGCUUCAAACGAAGUCUGGCGAGAUGCUACUAUACUUGCUGUUGAGUUUGAACGCUGCUGCAAACUAAUUAAUGAAGUAAAUCCUUAUGCAGACUUGCUGACAGAAACAGAGGAAGCAGCAGCAACAACAACGGCUGCAGCAGCAGCAGCGGGUGUCGCAGCAGCAGCAGCAGCAGCAGCUGCUGCUGCUGCUGCUGCAGCAACACCCACACAGCAUGGCACCCCUCAUCUACAAAAUAAACUUGAGCAAAUACUCGCUAUUCUUGCUGCACCUCAUGCAGAAGAUGCAUGCGCGCAGCAAACUAAUCAACUGCUGCAGCAGCAGCAGCAGCAGCAAGGGUAUGCAACAGGCAGCAACGACCGCAGCGCCGUCGGUAUAGGAGGAGGAGACGCACAAACUGCUGCUGCUGCAUAUCAUCAGCCUUUUGAGGGAAGCGGAUCUGCUGCAGCAGCAGCAGCAGCAGGAGUUUCUUCCUUUGCAGCAGACAGCGGAGGGGUGGGGGUUCGCACGCGGCCUCGAAGAGCGCAGCAGCAACAGCGGCAGCAGCAGCAGCAGCAGCUGCUGCAGCUGGAGGGUGAUGAAGGGCUGUAUGAUGAGUAUGGAUCUGCCCGCAGCAGCAGCGUAAAGAAGCAGCAGGCUGCUGCUGCUUCGCCUUCACGACGCGGCAACAGAGGGUGGCGGUCGGGUAGAGCAGCAGCACAACGGUAUGCAGGAGGAGGAGGAGGAGCAGCAGCAGCAGCAGGAGGUGUGGGAGCGCGAGGGGUAGGUGGCUGGGAGGGUGGCGGUGCUGUUGCAGCAGGCAUUGCUGCUGCAGGUGGCAGUGCAGCAGCAGCAGCAGCAGGAGCAGCAGCAGGAGAUAACUUGCAGAUGCUUGCUUUUGAAGCUCCAGCAGAUGCAGCAGUGCUGCCCCCCCCUCCAGCAUCACGAAUAGGCGUAAAUGAUAAGCCGCUGAACAGCACCCAGCGAAGAAUCUUGCUGCAGCACAUGCGGCUGCUGUCGCCGCAGCAGCGCCGUGCUGCACUUGAAUUGGUGCAGGAUGACUUGGGUAUUGUUGCUGCUGACCAUAUGCAUGAUAGGAGCUUCGCAUUAGAUACAGAGCUGCUGUCAAUAGAGAAGCAGAAGCGGCUGUUUGCGUAUGUUAAUAGCAUGGUAAGGGCUAAUAGAGAGCUUCUUAUGAGUAGAGGCCUCCUUCCUAGUGCUGCUGCUGCUGGUGGUCCGGGAGAUCCUAAUAAUGCUGCUGCUGCUGGACAUAUGCAGCAGCAACGCCCAGGCACCAAUGCUGCAGCAGGAGGUAGGAAAGGCUUUCAUGCGGGAGAUGCAGCAGCACACUCCGACAGCAGCAGCAGCGAUAGUGAUAGCAGCAGCAGCAGCAGCAGCUCAGAUUCCCUCAGCUCUUCUACAACCAGCAGCGACAGCGACUUGGAUGAAGGCAGCAGAACAUGCGGCCCUACAAAUGUGCAGCAGCAGCAGCAGCAGCAGCACGGGGCAGCUGCUCCUAGGGGUCUAACUGCAGCAGCUGCUGCUGCUGCGGGUGGCGGUGGAGCUGCAGCGGGUCUGGUGGGCCCUGGUGCGGGUGCUGCUGGCGGUGGUGCUGCUGCAUAUCCCGGCUCAGCAGCAGCAGCAGGAGCAGCAGCAGGAUCAGCAGCAGGAGCAGCAGCAGGAGGCGAGAGGAGCCAGAAGGCUUUACCUGAAUAUAAACCUGUUGCAGAAGACGGAGAUCGUGUUGAAAUUAGAGAAGAGUUGAUGGGGAGGCAUGCAGAUUUCUUAGGCGUCAUCGAUGCACAGCAAACUGAAGAAAGCCUUCUGACUGGAGGGACGCCGCAGGAGCCUAAGACAACAGCCUGGCAGGAGUGGAAGGGUCAGGUUAUACAUCAGGGUUUUGCUGCUGAGAGAGCGGGCCCGCCUCAGCGCAGCGCCAGCGAAGCUAUCGCAGAGGCAUAUGAUGCACGCAUUUAA
Molecule: messenger RNA, 3888 nt
Organism: Eimeria acervulina
Lineage: Eukaryota; Apicomplexa; Conoidasida; Eucoccidiorida; Eimeriidae
Product: bromodomain domain-containing protein, putative
Exons: 3
Coding region: 1-3888 (1295 amino acids)
Molecular function (GO): protein binding
Source: RefSeq, a predicted model, not a curated record